Messenger RNA from Fundulus heteroclitus (mummichog), 2465 nucleotides. It is a transcript of the gene fbxw5, whose product is annotated as F-box and WD repeat domain containing 5. Bases 120 to 2000 code for a protein of 626 amino acids. Gene Ontology annotation, biological process: protein ubiquitination. Lineage: Eukaryota; Metazoa; Chordata; Actinopteri; Cyprinodontiformes; Fundulidae. Gene Ontology annotation, cellular component: Cul4-RING E3 ubiquitin ligase complex; SCF ubiquitin ligase complex. The transcript has 10 exons. The record is from RefSeq and is a predicted model, not a curated record. Gene Ontology annotation, molecular function: protein binding.
CUCGCCGCUGACUGAACAUUGUUGUCAGUUUUCUGUGGCUAGCCUUUAGCGCUAGCAGCCCAACCAACCAGUUCGAUUUUGUUUCGCUUCGACACUCUUUCAUCCAGCAGGAUGUUAGGAUGGAUUGGGGUCCAGUUCUGCCGGACUGCUUGGUGUUGGAGAUCUUCCUGCAUCUGCCCCACGACGCCGUGCUGAGAGCCGGCCUGACCUGCAGGCAGUGGCAGGCGGUCUCCAGAGACGAGUUCCUGUGGAGGGAGCUGUUCUACAGAUACUACCGCAUACCGCGCUCCGUUCCUCGACACCCGUCGGCUGUGUCGUGGUACAGGGAGUUCAAGCGUCUGUAUGACUGCAUCCCCUGUGUGGAAGUUCAGACCCUGAGGGAGCACAGCGACCAGGUUCUCCACUUGGCUUUCUCCCACAGGGGCCACCGCUUCUCCUCCUGCUCAAAGGAUUGCACAGUUAAGCUGUGGGACACAGAACGGCAAGAUGGAAACAUCUCCUUGGUGCACAGCACCAGCAUGCGUCAGUUUAACUGGGGCUACACCCAGUUCUCCCAGUUCAACCCCGACGACACCCUGCUGCUCGUCUCCGGCGUCUACUUGGGCCCACACCACUCGUCUUCUGGGGAAAUCGCCGUCAUUAGUCUGGAAAAUUACACGCUGCUGUCGCGGGUCAGGAACAAACCGUACGACGUGUUUGGCUGCUGGCUGAAUGAGACGCACCUGAUCUCUGGGAACCUGCACUGGAUCGGCAACAUGACGUCCUGCUCGGUGCUCUGGCUGAACAAAGCUUUCCAGGACAUCGAGUCGGAGAACGUCAACGUCGUAAAGCGUCUCUUCAAGAUCCAGAACUUCAACGCCAGCACCAUCCGCACCGUGAUGGUGGCACACUGCCGGCGUCACGACAGCCCGGACCUGCUGCUGGACUACGAGGCUCAGUCUCAGGCCAGGAGGCAGAGAGCCGAGCAGGACAAUCAGAAUCACCCUCUGCUGUUCGACCUGGCGGCCUCCGACAGCGAGGAGGAGGAGGAGGCGGAGAACGAGGACCAAUGCGAGAUGGACGAGAGGAGUCGCGGCUUCUCGUCUGCGCGGAUCCCCCCGCUGACGAUAUCCGGCCUGGACCACGUCAUUCAUAGCCGUAAACACGUGGGGGCCAGGGAGCUGCAGAUCGAGACCCAGGUGGCUCAGAUGAUGGGCAGAGCCUACACCAAGGCCCCGGACGCCAGCCUCAUCGACCCCUCAGAGUCCGCAGAGGGCGAGGACAAAACCUACUUACUCUUCACCACCGGCAGCCUUACCUACUCCCCUCACCAGAUAGGGAUUAAGCGAAUCAAGCCCGACCAGAUGACCACGUCGGGCCCCGUGCUCGGAGAGGAGAGGAGCUCGGAGGAGUUUUUUGAUUCACUCGACCACGUUAUUGAUAUUCACGGCCACAUCAUUGGUAUGGGCCUUUCUCCUGACCACAGGUACCUGUACGUAAACAGCCGAGCCUGGCCCAAAGGAUGCGUGAUCUCAGAUCCCAUGUCGCCGCCUCCCAUCGCCGAGGAGAUAGACAUGCACGUCAUCGACCUCAAGAGCCUGAGGGAGGAGAGGAGAAGCCUGCGGGCUCACCGGGCCUUCACGCCUAACGAUGAAUGCUUCUUCAUCUUCCUCGACGUCAGCAGGGACUUCGUUGCCAGCGGAGCGGAGGACAAGCACGGCUACAUCUGGGACCGCCACUACAACAUCUGCCUGGCGCGGCUGGCGCACGACGACGUGGUGAACUCGGUGGCGUUCAGCCCCGCCGACCAGGAGCUGCUGCUGUCCGCCAGCGACGACUCCACCAUCAAGGUGUGGCGCUCGCCCCGCAUGGUCCGCCUCGCCCACGCCUCCCCCCGGCAGCUGAGGCCGCGCAGCCUGCUGCCGUCCUGGCUGCUGCGCCACAAGAACGCCGCCUUUGCCGGCGGCGUGAACGGGAAAGCCGCGGGCGAGGGCUGGAAAAGGCCCCCCGACGGGAAGUAAAGGACGCGGUGGGGGGGGGUAAGGAUCCGAGCACUCUGAGCCUCCUUGAUGUUUUUUUUGUUGCUUGAGCUCACUUUGUUGUGACUUAAAAGCGGCUGUCAGAGCCGCAGCAGCUCAAACGGGACACAAGGGGGCGACGUCGCACCAGCGAAGACCAGAAAUGCCAGCCGGUGCUGCCGCCAAGGAUUUUACAGAGAGCAAAAGGUGUGGGAGAAAAACUCUUAAGGGAUGGACGUCAUCGUGCUUCUCCAUCUGGGAGGUUUCACCCGGACUCUGGACUCCCCGAGCAACAGAGACGCUACUCUUCCUCAUCAUAGUUGUCGUCGUCAGUGCCGUGGCGGACAUUUUUUUUUCUUCUUCUUUCAUUCAUAAAAGUCUUUAAUUGGCGUCCUGAUUCUAAAACCUUUAUAAAAACACAUCGUCGGAGAAUGAUGCCACAGUUUAAAGGGAUAAAAAAAAAAAAAA